UUAACGAACAGCGGAUGCAAUCAGUCGGACACUAUGAAUACGCUCAUAACAAACACAGAAGAAGAGCCACCAAAAGCAGUUGUUACCACUUUCAGAGUACUCACCGACAAGUCCCCUGCGCCUACAGAAGCUUAUAUGAUUCUUAAACGUACUUUGCAGUUUUUGGAACUGCUCGGAAUGGUUAUCGGUUUAGAGAUGAGCUACAGUUGGAAGAAUAACAUACGCUUCGGGAUUACAAAAUUUCUUACUGUACUAUGUUGGUCGCAGUUUUUUUACACACAAUUUGUGAACAUUUAUCAAGGCAACGCAUUCAAAUCGUUCGAAGUUUUCGCCAUUUAUGGAGUGGGAAUUUCGACUCUCGUAAAAAUAUGGUGUCACGGAAAAUAUCACAUAAAUGUUCAUGCCAUUCACGAAUCCAGUCUAAAAAUUUGUCAGAGAAAUACUGGCUCACGUGGCGAUCGGCUGAAUCAACGUGUGCAAAACAAUUUUCAUUUUCUCAAAUGUGUCACAUUGUCUGCAAUUGUACUCAUAAUCAUCUACUUGUUUUAUCCGGUGAAAAGUUUUCUAAUCGACGGUAAACUCGUACCCCUAGUUCCGGUUGAAUUCAUGUUUAUCGAUCAGUCGACCUUGUCGGGUUACAUUAUUGCUAGUUGUAUAAUGACAACAGCGGGAAUUUACGGAACUAUUUUAACAACAUACAUGGGACUGACAUUUGUUUUGAUUAUAAUAAACUAUUCACUUCGAGUAGACCUAUUGGAAAUUGAUAUUGAAGAAUUAAACGACAUGUGGAGUGAUACGUCCAAAUCAACAGCGGCAUAUCGACGUUUGUUUUUAAGGAACAUUAUCAGGAAAUGCAUUGACAUGAGAGAAUACGUCGCCGAAAUAAAGAACAUUUUCGCCGUAAAAAUGUUCAUUUUCUUCGCUUUUUCAUAUUUGUCGCAGAUAUUGUGCUACUACCAAAUUUUUGUUAACAAUUGGAUACCAGGCUUCGCUCUUGCAUUUGGAUUUUUCUUAGAGAUGAAUCUUUAUUGCAUGAUGGGUACCAAAGCUGCAAUAGAGAACGAACGCAGUUGCUUCAUCAUUACUCAAUCCAAAUGGUAUACCUACGAUCUAAAAUCUCAAAAGUUGAUGUUAACCUUACUGUGUGCAAAUAUGAAUAGCCAAGAAUUGUGGAUCGGACCGAUAGCACCAUUGAGCGUUUAUACGGCCACACAGAUGAUCAAAGGUAUUUACACAUACUAUACAGUCAUGGCGGAGAUUAUGUAAUGCACAAUGUGUAGUGUCAUUAACGGUUGCAAGGUGUUAAUUUACCAUUGCAAGUCGAAAAAAAACAUUGAGCAAAUGUUAGAAAAAUUCAGAUGAUAGAGGCACAAUAAAGAUUUCGUACACUCAAGCACCAAAUAUGUAAUAAUGCUCCUGGUUGUGUGAGACAUUGAACAGAGAUCACCACUUUUUAGGCUUUCAUCUAUUCUCUAGAACUAAAAUGAGGUUAAAAAC
Bradysia coprophila is the source of this 1497-nucleotide messenger RNA. Its product is annotated as odorant receptor 67d-like. Gene Ontology annotation, molecular function: odorant binding; olfactory receptor activity. NCBI's taxonomy places the organism in Eukaryota, Metazoa, Arthropoda, Insecta, Diptera, Sciaridae. Gene Ontology annotation, cellular component: plasma membrane. Gene Ontology annotation, biological process: sensory perception of smell; detection of chemical stimulus involved in sensory perception of smell. The record is from RefSeq and is a predicted model, not a curated record.